This is a messenger RNA of Penaeus monodon (black tiger shrimp), 715 nucleotides long. RefSeq names its product cuticle protein AMP1A-like. The record is from RefSeq and is a predicted model, not a curated record. Gene Ontology annotation, cellular component: chitin-based extracellular matrix. The transcript is spliced from 3 exons. The coding region runs from base 27 to 593 and encodes 188 amino acids. Gene Ontology annotation, molecular function: structural constituent of chitin-based larval cuticle. NCBI's taxonomy places the organism in Eukaryota, Metazoa, Arthropoda, Malacostraca, Decapoda, Penaeidae.
AUCAUUCUGCAACCUGAAGCACCAUCAUGAAGUUUGCAGUGUUGAUUGCUCUGGCUGCUGUGGCCACCGGUGCGCCAAAUUACAGCUUUCCCACCCCUACCCCGCGCACCCCCGCCCCAACACCUGGAUACACAUACCAGGAGCCCAAACAGACGUACCUGGUGCCCGGGGCCCGCGCAGAAGGCGCAGGAAGCAGAGCAGAAGAGCCAAAAGCGCCAGUGCCGAUCCUGAAGGACGAGCGCGUGAACAACGAAGAUGGAAGCUACGCCGUCGAUGUCGAGACUGGCGACGGCAUUAAAACUUCAGAGACUGGCUCGCCGAACAGCGAAGGCGCCGUUGUUAAGAGUGGACACUAUUCCUACACCGCCCCGGACGGUUCCGUGAUCGAGGUCAAGUUCGUCGCCGACGAGAACGGCUUCCAGGCGGAGUCCGACGCCCUGCCCGUGGCUCCCGCAUUCCCUCACGAAAUUCCCGAAUUCGUGCUCAGGCAGAUCCAAUUCGCGGCUGAGGAGGACGCGCGUGCUGCCGCUGGAUCUGGAGCCGUACUGAAAGCUGCUGAAACGCCCUCGAACCUGUACGGGCAGCCACACUAGGAUUAGCGAGGAUGACUUGAAAAGGAGGAAACAGGAAUCGAAGACUUUUACACCCUAUAUUUAUUUAUUAUGUGCAUGUUGCGUCUGAAGUGAUGCAAGUCUAUUUAUAAAUGCUGCAUUUC